AUGCCGCCGCCAACCGGCAUCCGGCUGCGCGAUAGCUGCCAAUCGUGCGCGGCAUCCAAGACCAAGUGCUCCAAGGACAAGCCGCAGUGCGCUCGAUGCGCCAAGAGGGGUACAAAGUGUGAAUACCUCGUCACACAGCGGACAGGCAGGAAGGCCCUGGCACGGCGAGACAGCGAUGCCAAAGAGCAGAGCAGUGAUGCUGGUGUUCGACGCAAGAGUUUGAGCCGCUCAACGACGACGGCAACAUCCACAACAACAACAACGUCGUCGUCGUCGAGCAUGUACGACACACCAGACAUUCACAUGUCGGGGUGUGUAGAGCCGCAGGAUGGAGCAGCAGAGAUGUACAUGAUCGAGCCAGGGCUCGAGACACUCGACGCCGAUACUGCCGGUAGCAUGCUACCCGAGAUGAGUACCGUCCACGACGACUACUUCUCGCUUCUCCUCCCAGACGUCGACAUGUCGGCACUGGACCAGGUGUACGAUGCAAGCAGUGCAAGUGCUACUACAGACGCGGCGGCAUCCGACGUGCUGGCCCAACCGCUGCUCGGCGGCACCAGCGGCAUGCCUCCUCACGGCACAGCAGCAUAUGCAGCAUACACGCAGGGCAACGACGUAGCAGCGCCUGGGCACUCGCCCCGGGACCCGUCACCGCAGCAGCCCGACCUAGGCAUGCUCCUCGAUGCAGCUUGUCUGCCGGGCCAAACCCAGACGGGCGAGCAAACCGCCCAGCUGCUCUCCGAGAUGCAGAUGCCCUACUGCCAAACCGCCAUGCACCACGCCGCAGCCUCGCAGCAGCAGCAGGAGGGACUUACAAUGGCUCUGCAGCUAAUGCAGCACCUCUGCUGUCUGAGCGACUCGACAAGUAGUAGCAGCAGUAGCACUACAAUCCCCCUCUUUGGAGCCGGGCCCCAGCAGCCCCUCCGCCUCCGCAGCCUCAUGGACAAAUGCAGCAAAGCCACUGCAACAAUCAGCGCCAUCCUGCACGGCGACUCGUCCCACGACGCUUACUUCCUCGCCAUCGUUUGCCUCACAAUGUCAAAAGUCCUAGACGCAUACGUCACUGCGUCCCGUACCCUCGGUGCCCCAAUCACCACGGAUUACUCCAGACGCAAAUCCCGCUCCUCAUCUGCAUCAUCUUCGUCUCCGUCAGUGCUUUCGUCCCCGACUCGCCCGGAUUCCGCAAGGAGUAAUCGCAGUAGCGGCAGUGUGUCGCCGCCGGUUGUCCUGCAGGGGGAUCCUAAAGCAGUGCAGCAGUUGCUGGACGAGUUGUAUCACGUGCGCGCGUCUAUGGAUCUUCUCGGCGCGAAGAUAGCGGCUGUGGCGCCCGCCUCGUGCAGUGUGUUUGCCAGUAAUUUGUCCUUUUCAGCAGAGACGCUGAAUCGGCUUUAUGAGGAGCAAAGGCGGCGCUUGAAGUGUAUUUCGCUUUAUCUAAUUAAUAGUCUCAAGGCGUUUUGGGUCGAGGAGGCUUCGUUUUAA
Messenger RNA from Bipolaris zeicola 26-R-13, 1479 nucleotides. RefSeq lists its product as uncharacterized. The coding region runs from base 1 to 1479 and encodes 492 amino acids. The transcript has a single exon. Gene Ontology annotation, cellular component: nucleus. NCBI's taxonomy places the organism in Eukaryota, Fungi, Ascomycota, Dothideomycetes, Pleosporales, Pleosporaceae. Gene Ontology annotation, biological process: regulation of DNA-templated transcription; aflatoxin biosynthetic process. Gene Ontology annotation, molecular function: zinc ion binding; DNA binding; DNA-binding transcription factor activity, RNA polymerase II-specific. The record is from RefSeq and is a predicted model, not a curated record.